Molecule: messenger RNA, 807 nt
Organism: Suillus plorans
Lineage: Eukaryota; Fungi; Basidiomycota; Agaricomycetes; Boletales; Suillaceae
Exons: 2
Coding region: 1-807 (268 amino acids)
Source: RefSeq, a predicted model, not a curated record
AUGCAAGAGACACACCUGACAGCUGACCACCAAUUCCAACUAGACACAAUAUUCUCCCGAUACCUAACAAUUCUGAAUUUGAGUGACCCUACACGCCCCAGCAACUCAGCUGGCAUCGCUUUCAUCUUAAACAAGGAACUCACCAAUGCCUCAAGUGCUACUGUUAAGAAUAUACUAAAUGUAUAUGCACCAAACAAUGCCAAUGAACAAAAUACCUUCUGGAAAAAGAUCAAAACUGAAUGGGAGAGAAUACAAGCUGGCCCCCUGGACUUCAUGCUGGGUGAAUUUAACUUAACCGAAAAUCCAAUAGACUGUGCCCCAGCAAGACUUGAUAAUGAAGCAGCUGUAGAUGCCCUAAGAGACCUAAAGUCAGUGCUAAAUAUGCAAGACACAUGGCACAAUGAGCACCCACACCACCACCUGUUCACAUUCAAUAGUAAUCACCAGAUACUAUCACGACUGGAUAGAAUAUACACUUUGGAUAGACACACCGAAAGCAUGCUGGAAUGGGCCUUGAGUGUAAGCCAAAUUCUAACAGAUCACCAUAUGGUAUCGGUGAGAUUUGCACCGCUUGGCCUUCCACAUACUGGCAAAGGCAGAUGGUCAUGGCCUGUAGGAGUGAUAACUGACGACAACCUAAUAAAACAAAUAAUCAGAAUAGGAAUUGAAACACAACAAGCUUUCGACAAGGUUGGACAGAGAACCAACACAAAAAACCCACAAAUGAUAUGGAAGGCAUUCAAGUCCAAAAUAACCAACACCACCAAAGAUACCACCGAAAAGCACCUAGCCAAGAUAAACCAAUGA